UUCAUCAUUGAGUGGGUUGGGUCUUUGGGCGCUUCCUUUGCCCAUUUCCAAGAUGGCGUCCACAGCUGUGCUGGAGAUACAGGUUGAAGCUGCAGCUCUGCCAUUACUCAAGAUGGCUGCCCCCAUCAAGAUGACCGGGGUGUGCCUAGGGGAAAGAGGCAGCAGGAUGGUUUGAGAUGGUCUUGCAUUGAACCGUAUGGAAGUUUCUGAAACUGGGGAGCCGGAUGAUGGGGGGUGGAGCCCGUGGGGGAUAGAGGGAGCAAUAGAUUUUUUCCCCAGCUAACCCCAACCCCUCCCUGUCCUCUGACUAAAAUGGGGAACACCCUGGGCCUGGCACCGAUGGGGACUUUACCCCGCUGGAGCCACCGUCGGGAGGAACCGCUGCCCAACCCCGGGAGCUUCGAUGAGCUGCACCGGUUGUGCAAAGAUGUAUUCCCAGCACAGAUGGAAGGCGUGAAGCUGGUUGUCAACAAGGUUCUGAGCAGCCAUUUCCAGGUGGCUCAUACUGUGCACAUGAGUGCCCUGGGCUUGCCAGGGUACCACCUCCAUACCGCCUAUGCAGGGGACUGGCAGCUUAGCCCCACAGAGGUGUUCCCCACUGUGGUGGGGGAUAUGGACAGCAGUGGCAGUCUCAACGCCCAGGUCUUGCUUCUGUUGGCAGAACGGCUGCGAGCUAAGGCUGUCUUCCAGACACAGCAAGCCAAGUUCCUGACAUGGCAGUUUGAUGGUGAAUAUCGAGGAGAUGACUACACAGCCACUCUGACCCUGGGAAAUCCGGAUCUGAUUGGGGAAUCAGUGAUCAUGGUUGCUCAUUUCCUGCAGAGCAUCACUCAUCGGCUUGUACUAGGAGGGGAGCUAGUUUAUCACCGGCGGCCAGGAGAAGAGGGAGCCAUUUUGACUCUGGCUGGGAAGUACUCAGCUCUUCACUGGGUAGCUACAUUGAAUGUUGGGUCAGGUGGGGCCCAUGCAAGUUAUUACCACAAGGCAAAUGAACAGGUUCAGGUUGGAGUAGAGUUUGAAGCAAAUACAAGGCUACAAGAUACAACCUUCUCCUUUGGUUACCACCUGACUCUGCCCCAGGCCGAUAUGGUGUUUAGAGGCUUGGUGGAUAGUAACUGGUGUGUAGGUGCUGUGUUGGAGAAGAAGAUGCGUCCCCUCCCUGUCACCCUAGCCCUCGGAGCCUUCCUCAAUCACUGGCGAAACAGAUUCCAUUGUGGCUUCAGCAUCACUGUGGGCUGAGGUUGUCCCGGAAGCAGCCUCUACAGCAGCUGGAACCUUUGCGUCUGAUGCCCUAGGGCCCGAGACUAACUAGGUCCCUCUCCAGAGCCUACCUUGCCGGAUGACUCCUAGGUCCCAUGGGCAGAGUGGGGGACAGGACGAUGUCCUCCUCAGAACUGGAACUGCCGCAGAAUCAUUUUUCCAGUCAGGCAGUGGGUUGAGGCUCCCAACACUGCCAUCAGCCCCAUUAUAAUUUCCUACAAGCUCUAUGGCUCUGGAGUAAAGGAGAAAGACUAAGGG
Messenger RNA from Rattus rattus (black rat), 1518 nucleotides. It is a transcript of the gene Tomm40l, whose product is annotated as translocase of outer mitochondrial membrane 40 like. NCBI's taxonomy places the organism in Eukaryota, Metazoa, Chordata, Mammalia, Rodentia, Muridae. The transcript is spliced from 10 exons. Gene Ontology annotation, cellular component: mitochondrial outer membrane translocase complex; mitochondrial outer membrane. Gene Ontology annotation, biological process: protein import into mitochondrial matrix. The record is from RefSeq and is a predicted model, not a curated record. Bases 313 to 1239 code for a protein of 308 amino acids. Gene Ontology annotation, molecular function: transmembrane protein transporter activity.